UUUGUAUCGGCUCGCCCCCGCACGGUUAUGUCUUCUGUUUCGCUUCGAACAGUUGUUUCUGUUCGUUCCCGUCGCCGGCUUCCCCACGCGUCGCGGAGUUUAGAUUCGGACGGCGAGGUUCUUAUUUGUCUCUCUCAGGUCCUAUUCAGCUUCCAGCACUGCAUUUUUUCUCGAUGCGGCUAAAAAAUAGGAGCACCUCCCCAAGGUGUUCAACUACUUCGACAAGAACAUGAGCGGGUUCAUCGAGAUGGAGGAGCUCAAGGAGGCGCUGUCCCCGAGAGGCGACCAGAAGGCCAUCGAAGACAUCAUCUUCGACAUCGACAUCGACAAGGACGGGAAGAUAAGCUACGAGGAGUUCGAGCUGAUGAUGAAGGCCGGAGUGGACUGGAGGAACGCGUCGAGGCAGUACUCGAGAGCGGUUUUCAACACCCUGAGCCGAAAGAUGUUCAAGGAGACGUCCCUGAAGAUUCUUGAUCCCAUCACCCCACGUGGCGCAGCCGCCACCGUGGCGAAACAACAACAGGACAUGAUCUGAGAAAGGAAACAAAAAACGAGCUUUUUGCUGGGUGAAUCCUUUUUUAGUUUUUGUUUGAACUGGGUGAAUCUUUUUGCUGGGUGAAUCCUUUUUUAGUUUUUGUUUGAACUGGGUGAGUCUUUGGAAGACAGAGAGAGGACACCACCGUCCAAGCGCGCUCAUGCUAGCUGGUCUCUCGUCUCUGGUGUUUGUCGCAGAGCACGAUUCCUAGCAUGAGAUGUUAGAACACGGAGAAAUGUGACCCACUCGAACUCGAAAGGUUGUGCGCGCUUGCGGAUUAACUGCACAAAGAAUGUACCAGCUGGAUGAUCCAUGCUCCGCGGAGUGCGGGACACGCGUGGACCGGACCAAUUCCAACGCAAGCAGCAGUUGACACGUCUAAUAAUAGCGCAAGAUCGAACGGGAGAAGUAACGCUUGGUUACUGGGCUUGUCCAUGUUAAAAGUGAUUGGUGGAAUCUGUUCUCCUAAUCACAUCCUUAAUUUGCUUUAUCAAUAAAAGUGAUUGCAUGCAUGCACAGUAA
Brachypodium distachyon (stiff brome) is the source of this 1057-nucleotide messenger RNA. RefSeq names its product calcium-dependent protein kinase 29. Gene Ontology annotation, molecular function: calcium ion binding. Bases 230 to 535 code for a protein of 101 amino acids. The record is from RefSeq and is a predicted model, not a curated record. Lineage: Eukaryota; Viridiplantae; Streptophyta; Magnoliopsida; Poales; Poaceae. The transcript has 3 exons.